This is a messenger RNA of Oncorhynchus gorbuscha (pink salmon), 3138 nucleotides long. RefSeq names its product signal transducer and activator of transcription 1-alpha/beta-like. Lineage: Eukaryota; Metazoa; Chordata; Actinopteri; Salmoniformes; Salmonidae. The record is from RefSeq and is a predicted model, not a curated record. The transcript has 24 exons. The coding region runs from base 156 to 2417 and encodes 753 amino acids. Gene Ontology annotation, biological process: type I interferon-mediated signaling pathway; response to peptide hormone; regulation of cell population proliferation. Gene Ontology annotation, molecular function: DNA-binding transcription factor activity, RNA polymerase II-specific; RNA polymerase II cis-regulatory region sequence-specific DNA binding.
UGCAAAAGCUUAGCUGCGAUAGGCUAUACAGAAUUAAAAAGCCGACCUAAAUGUUCACAUGUUUUCUGAAGCAAAGGGCUGGAGAUGUUAUUGGAGGAACUUUUUCCCAUCUAUCUUGACUUCACCUUUUUGUACCGUUUUCAACGUUAAUCAAGAUGGCCCAGUGGUUCCAGCUGCAGAAAUUAGACUCCAAGUACCUGGAGCAGUUGGACCAGCUGUAUGAUGAUACUUUCCCCAUGGAGAUCCGCCAGUACCUCAGUGCGUGGAUUGAGAGCCAUGACUGGGACACGGUGGCAACCAGCGUUUCCCUGGCGAUGGUCCGUUUCCAUGACCUCUUGGGCCAGUUGGACAACCAGUACAGCCGCUUCGCCCUGGAGAACAACUUCCUGUUGCAACACAAUGUACGCAAGAUUAAACGCAAACUGCAGGACCACUUUCAGGAGGACCCUUUGCACAUGGCCAUGACUAUAUGUAAAUGUCUGAAAGAGGAGAAGAAAAUCCUGGCCUGUGCCUUAAAAAAAGAGGAAAACGUUCGGUCUACACAAAACAAUGUGGUGUUGGAGAAACAGAAAGAGUUGGACAACAAUGUCAACGACCUGAGGAACCAAGUACAGAAUGUAGAGCAGGAAAUGAAGUCACUGGAGGACCUACAGGAUGAACAUGACUUUAAGAAGAAGACCCUGCAGAGCCGAGUGGAACAAGAGGUGAAUGGGAUGACACAGUCACCGGUGGUACAGAAAGAGAUCCGUGAAGAGGAGAUGGUCAUCAGAGAGAUGUUCAUCAAACUCAACAUAACCAGAGAGGUGGUGGUGAAUCAGAUAGCUUACAUCCUGAACUUGGCCGAGCAGAUCCAGUACACCCUAGUGACGGGGGAGAUACCUGAGUGGAAGCACAGACAGCAGAUUGCAUGUAUCGGUGGUCCACCUAAUGCCUGUCUAGAUCAGCUACAAACCUGGUUCACUGCGGUGGCAGAGGGCUUACAGCAGGUACGCCAGCAGCUGAAGAAACUUCAGGAGCUGGAACAGAAGUACACAUACGAGAACGACCCCAUCACUCAGGGCAAAAGCACUCUGGAGGAACGCGCUCUCAUCCUGUUCAAGACCCUCAUUGUCAAUUCUAUCGUGGUGGAGAGACAGCCCUGUAUGCCCACUCACCCCCAAAGACCUCUGGUGCUGAAGACUGGGGUACAGUUCACUGUCAAAAUCAGACUGCUGGUGAAGCUUCAGGAGUUGAACUACCAGUUCAAAGUCAAAGCUCUGUUUGACAAGGACGUGACUGAGAGGAAUGCAGUGAAAGGGUUCCGGAAAUUCAACAUCUUUGGAACUAAUACUAAAGUUAUGAACAUGGAGGAGUCCAAUGGAAUCUUGGCAGCAGAAUUCAGACACCUGCAACUAAAGGAGCAAAAGGCUACAGGCAACAGAACAAACGACGGUCCUCUCAUAGUGACAGAGGAGCUCCACUCCAUCAGCUUUGAGACACAACUCACUCAGUCAGGACUCCAGGUCAACCUGGAGACGACGUCCCUGCCCAUUGUGGUCAUCUCCAACAUUAGCCAGCUGCCCAGCGCCUGGGCCUCUGUCAUGUGGUACAACAUGCUGACCAGUGAGUCCAAGAAUCUGCCGUUCUUCCUGAGCCCGCCCCAGGCCACCUGGAGCCAGUUGUCGAAGAUGCUGAGUUGGCAGUUCUCCUCCGUAACCAAGCGAGGCCUCAACGACGAGCAGCUGAGCAUGCUGGGAGACAAGCUCCUGGGUCGAGAGGCUGUAGGAAAUCCUAAUGGGCUCAUCCCCUGGACCAUGUUCUGCAAGAAUGUGAACGAGAAGGGCUUUCCCUUCUGGCUGUGGAUCGAUGGAAUCCUGGACCUGAUCAAGAGACAUCUCAUGUGUUUGUGGAAUGACGGGUGUAUCAUGGGCUUUGUCAGUAAGGAGAGAGAGAAGGCCCUGCUGAAGGACAAGGAGCCUGGGACUUUCCUGCUGCGUUUCAGCGAGAGCAGCCGGGAGGGAGCCGUCACCUUUACCUGGGUGGAGCACUCCAAUAACGAUGUCCAUUUCCACACGGUGGAGCCCUACACUAAGAAGGAGCUGGCCGCCGUCUCUUUCCCUGACAUCCUCCACAACUACAAGGUGAUGGCUGCCGAGAACAUCCCUGAGAACCCUCUGGUCUACCUCUACCCCAGGAUCCCCAAAGACAGCGCCUUAGCACGCUACUACAGCCGCCCCACAGAAGCCGCUGAGCCAAUGGAGAUGGAGAGUGAGUUUGAUGCUGGCUACGUUAAGAGGGAGCUUAUCUCUGUGUCUGAAUUCCACUCCAGACUACAGGACACCAUGAUGCCCAAGAGUGCUGAAGUGUACGGAGAGCUGACCAGGAUUAUUAACCCUGCUGAGAUUGAUACUGUGAUGUGCAAAGCUUUCCCAAACUAACCUGCCCUCUUCAGGCAGCGCCCCAUGGAAAACUUGUUACCCCUCUGCACCGAACUGAUCUGAAGCUGUUGAUUAAAUUGAAGAGAUUUGUUGGGUUUCCUUUGUAAAUACAACUAAAACUGUAUACUUAUGUAGUCUGUCGUUUUAAUGUACAUGCAUGAGAUUUUGGGGCUUCAAGUCCAGCUGUUUGUAUUAAGGAAUGUCAUUCUGUGUGACCGGAUAAUAUUUUGUGAAUGCAUAUGUAGUGUGAAAUGGUUAAGCUGUUAUACAGUGAGCUUCAAAAAUAUUGGGACAUUUGUUGUUGUUUUGGCUCUGUACUCCAGCACCAUGGGUUUGAAAUGAUACAAUGAGAUUACGUGUAGUCUGUCAGCUUUUAAUUUGAGGGUAUUUUCAUACAUAGAGGGCACCGUUUAGAAUUUACAGCUCUUUCUGCACAUAGUCCCUUAAUUUUAGGGGACCAAAAGUUAAUGUGACAAAUUCCCUUAAGUGAAUUUCAGUAUUCAAGUUUAGAAUUUGGUCCCAUAAUCUGAGCACACAAUGAUUCCAAGCUUGUGACUCCUCACUCUUGUAUGCAUUUGCUGUUUGUUUUGGUUGUUCGAUAAUUUUGUGCCCAAUAGAAAUGAAUGGUAAAUGUUUGGACAAAGAAGAGGGCUCACACAUGCCUGAAUAGCUUUGAUUUAUUUAACCUUGUUUAUUAAAAUAAAUGUGUAUAUAUUCCACU